Messenger RNA from Euleptes europaea (tarantolino), 735 nucleotides. It is a transcript of the gene MTRES1, whose product is annotated as mitochondrial transcription rescue factor 1. The coding region runs from base 6 to 698 and encodes 230 amino acids. The transcript is spliced from 3 exons. NCBI's taxonomy places the organism in Eukaryota, Metazoa, Chordata, Lepidosauria, Squamata, Sphaerodactylidae. The record is from RefSeq and is a predicted model, not a curated record.
GCAUUAUGACAGGUUGCAGACUGCCCCUUUGCACUUUUAGAAAUCUAAAUGCUUGGCUUGGGCUCUUGGAGUAUUCACCUUAUAAACUCUGUGCACCUUGGAAGAGAUGUCUUUACUCUACAAGCUACCAGCCAGUUACAGCAAUCAUCCCAAAACAUUUAUUUGUUUCUUCCAUAAAAUGCCAUGCAUUUUUGAUACCAUUGCCCAAAUGUACACCAAGAAUGUCUAUACGACUCAAAAGUGACAAAAACUCUCGGAAGAAUAUGAAACAAACUGUACAAGAGGAAGAGGAGGAUGAGGAGGAAGAUGAAGAUGAAGAGAGAAGUGAUUCAGAGGAUGAGUUUGAAGACGAUGCCACCAUACUGAAGGACUACAAAGAUCUUGAGAAAGUAGUCAGGUCAUUUAGAUUUGAUGUAAUCAUGAAAACUGGUCUAGAUAUUGCAAGAAACAAAGUGGAAGAUGCAUUCUACAAUGGUGAAUUGAGACUAAAUGGAGAAAAGCUAUGGAAGAAAAGCAGAUCGGUAAAAGUUGGUGAUACACUAGACCUCAUAAUUGGAGAGGACAAAGAAACAGAAACUGCUGUAGUUAUGAGAGUUGUCUUAAGGAAAGCCUCGGAAAAGAAUGAUGAUGAAAAAUACAAAGUGAUAUUGAGGCGCUGGCGAAACUUAAAGGUGCCCAAGCAGGAUGUAUUUAAAUGAACUAGGAUUUGCAUGGGGAAAAAGUUUCUGAACAACU